This is a messenger RNA of Rhodotorula toruloides NP11, 948 nucleotides long. RefSeq names its product arp2/3 complex 34 kda subunit. Bases 1 to 948 code for a protein of 315 amino acids. Gene Ontology annotation, cellular component: actin cytoskeleton; Arp2/3 protein complex. Gene Ontology annotation, molecular function: actin filament binding; structural constituent of cytoskeleton. The record is from RefSeq and is a predicted model, not a curated record. The transcript is spliced from 7 exons. Lineage: Eukaryota; Fungi; Basidiomycota; Microbotryomycetes; Sporidiobolales; Sporidiobolaceae. Gene Ontology annotation, biological process: Arp2/3 complex-mediated actin nucleation; actin filament polymerization.
AUGGGCGUGGACCUCGAGCCGACCAACUACUACCUCGGGCAGGUGCUCAGGGAGAAGUACAUCAAACCCUCGACGCUCGACCAGUCGUUCGUUGACUUUGAUUCGGUCCGAUACCACCUCUCGACGCCCGUCCGCAAAUCCCUCCUCCUCCUCUCGAUGGACGUGCCGUGCUGGGCCGAGCUCCAGGCGUACGGUGCGCGGGAGGUUCUCGAGCGCGAGUACGGUCAGAGGUUGUUGCCCGAGGGACAGACCGAGGAGGGCUACAGCGUCAGUCUCGAGAUUGACCUCGAGCAGGGUCCCGCAGAGGGUGCCGAGCGAGACGCCCUGAUCCACGCCCUCACGCUCCUCAAGCGCAACGCCCUCGCCGCGCCGUUCGAGCGCGCGUUCGCCCUGCAGAAGAGGAUGGAGGAGAGUCCCGUCGAGGAGGGUGCGAAGGAUUCGCGAGGCGAAGUCAUGGCCGUACACUACCGCCCCGAAGAAGCGAUCUACCUCAUCCCCUCAUCCGACCGCGUCACCGUCAUCUUCAGCACCAUUUUCAAAGAAGAGACCGACCGAAUCCUCGGCAAGGUCUUCCUCCAGGAGUUUGUCGACGCGCGCAGGAGGCCAAGUUGCCAGACCGCGCCGCAGGUCCUGUACAGUAACCGCGAGCCGCCGCUCGAGAUUAGGCACAUCAAGGGGCUGGACAUGACCGAGCGCGCGGGAUACGUGACUUUCGUCCUCUUCCCUCGCCAUAUCACGCCGCAAGUCGCCGCCGACACGAUCACCCGCAUCCAGCUCUUCCGCGACUACCUGCACUACCACAUCGCCUGCUCAAAGGCCUAUCUGCACUCGCGUUUGCGGCUGCGGACGUCUCAAUUCCUCAAGCUGCUCAACCGCGCCAAGCCCGAGAAGCCCGAAGACCAGGUGCACCAGAAGACGGCGAGCGGUCGGAGCUUUGUCAGGACGUGA